This is a messenger RNA of Trichoplusia ni (cabbage looper), 13299 nucleotides long. RefSeq names its product ankyrin-2-like. The record is from RefSeq and is a predicted model, not a curated record. Gene Ontology annotation, molecular function: protein binding. Gene Ontology annotation, biological process: signal transduction. NCBI's taxonomy places the organism in Eukaryota, Metazoa, Arthropoda, Insecta, Lepidoptera, Noctuidae.
CCCAUCAUCAUGGCAGUUGAAAAAUAGCGUUUUAGCCGCUGAAUACUGCCUCUUAGCUUUCAUUUAAACAGACAGACAGUGAAGCAUUUUAAAUGUAGCGACAUAAAGUAUAAUUGCAGAGCAUGUGUAUAGUUGAAAUUGUGCUUAUAGGGUGUAAAAUGAGAUGUUUGUGGUAACAGGUGGAACGAAUCGAGCUCAUUGGGAAGAUGUUACUGAAAAUACUCCUUUGACUUUUGUGAAUGAUUGUGUUUCGUUCACGACGACUGUGUCAGCUAGAUAUUGGCUCAUUGACUGUCGACAUGUCGAGGAUGCUACCAAAAUGGCAACAGAGUUAUACAGAGAAGCGAUUCAUGUUCCUUUCAUGGCACGUUUUGUUGUAUACGCCAAGCGGACUGACGAAUGUCAAGCGCAGUUGCGCAUGUUCUGCGUCACUGAUGAUAAAGAAGACAAGACUUUGGAGCGCAUUGAGCGAUUCAUACAAGUGGCUAAGAGUCGGGACGUAGAGGUCCACGAAGGAAAACCAGUCUACCUUGAAUUCGGUGGUAACCUAGUACCAGUGGCAAAAUCUGGUGAACAACUCUCGAUACCAUUUAGGGCAUUCCGUGAGAACCGGGUUGCUUUCCCGGUCAUGAUCAAGACACAAGACCUGGAACCGAUCUGCAGGUGCCAAUUCAUGAGGGAUCCUAAGGUUCCGAAGGGAGAACCAUCACCAGCACCGAUCGCAGUUCUCAACAUUAUGGUACCAGAUGAACCCACAGAGAGGACUUCUCCUAUCCCAACAGAGACUGUGCCGAUGCGUACAGAAGAACAGGAGUUGAUAUGGAGGCAGAGACUUAGUGACCCAAGAUUGGAGGAUAUUUGCAACCUGCUUGGAAAAGACUGGGUAGCGUUAGCUUACGAGCUUGGCGUCAGCGUGGCCACCGUUAACCAGAUUCAGGCAAAGAGGAUCACUGCAGCAGAGCAGGCACAGCUGAUGCUGAAGCUCUGGAAGACGCAGUCUGGAACUAAGGCACUUGACAAUUCUUUGGAGUUAGCACUAUGUCGUAUCGGCAGAGACGAUAUAAUUGCACCUCAGUCCGAAUUGACCAACGAAAGACGAAUCCAACGUAAUAUUUACCAAGAGAGGCAAGCUUCAGAAGAAAUUGAAGCGUAUAAAGCUGAAGAAGACAAUAAACUCAAAGACCGAAUAUAUGAUGAAGAUCAAAUACCUGAACAUAGAGAGUCAGAACAUGAUCAAGAUGAAGCCAAGUACUCUCCUGAAGAGAAGUCGAUAAUAGACAAGAGCGAAGUGGAGAGAACGCCUACGCCGAGCGAAGAAAGCGAGGAAGAUGAAGAUGUCAAACGAAGUGUGGCCGAAAGGAAGGAACAAAUUACAAGGAAGUUAAGUUCGAGCAAAAUACCUGCAUCGAAACAAAAGAAGGAGAUUCGUGAGGAAAUUAUAGAGAUAAAGACUCAAAUCAAACCCGACAUUAAGAAAUUCCAGGAUAUUGAGCAACAGGUUAAAGAAAAAGAUCCAAAACUAGAAAGGACUAGAUCGAAAACUUCUCCUGACACAGUCGAAGAAGAAAGGGAGGUUGAAGUAGAAAGAGAAGAAGUAGUAGAAGUAAAGAAAGAAGAACCUAAACCAGUUGAGAGACCAGUGGAUCAAUUCAGGAAGUAUGAUCCCUCAUCACCUGCAAAGCCAACACCCAAACAUUUGCAACGGCAUAUGAGAAAUGAAUCUAUGAGGUUCCCAUCUGGUGACUUUUCGAAUGUCACGAUAACUCCGCGUAAAUCAGUUACUGCAGAAACAUCUGAAAUUAAAGUAACUGAAACUAAAGAUACUUUUACAAAAGAAGCUAUAUCUCAAAAAGAAAUAGUGACUUCCCGAGUUGAAGAAAAACUUGAAGAUGGUGAGAAAUCACCCGACUUAGUAUCCGAAGAAGUAGACAUUGCUGAAGCUCCACUUAGAGCUAAAAUCAGCUCGUUUGAGUCCAAAAUGUCCAAAGACUCUUCCAUUGAACUGCCUAAAACUACUGUUAAGUUAACAAAGGAAGCACUAAAGAAACAUACGCUCGAGCAGGAACAAGGAAUUGAAUACACGCAAGAGUUUGUUAGAGAGCAAUCCAAGCAGAUAUCAAGUAUUGAAACGCAUGUUACUCAUAAAGUAUCCGUCGAAACAGAAAAACACACAGAACAGGUGAAAUCUGUCAAAGAGACAAUACAGCACUUCGAUUCUAAGAUAAAACUAGAAGAGAAAUCUAAGCCUUACCAUAAAACCAUGAGAACAGACUCUACAUUGGUUCAAGUGUCUUCAGAAGAAGACAGCGAAUUCUUAAAAAAAUCUACGGAUUCAGAAACCGAGACUGAAUCUCAAACGACUGUCAAAGUUGACAAACUAGAACAGAAAAGUAAAUUCAAAAUGGACCGCGACGUCUUUGACAAGAAACCCGACUUUAAAGAAUUACCCAAAGAUUUCAAGGAUGAUACAGACAAAAAAUCUGAUGAUGACGAUAAGAAAGAUGAUCAACCAGCAAUUAAGAUGGAAAGUAAACUUGAAAAGCAAUUGACAUUAGAAUUGCGAGCGAAAACUAGUGAUGAAGAUAUCACGGAAACGUUAGAAGAGAAAGAUGUAUCUACAAGUGACAGAUAUAGCAAAGACAAGGUGGAGACACAGAUAUCAGUAACGAGUAUAAAGUCAGACUUAAGUAGACAUACGAAAACUGAUUCUAUGGGAUCUGAAGUUCAGGAUUUGAUAAGCAAGAAAUUAUCCCAAGAAUCACCUGCUCAGUCUGCAAUCGAUAAAGCUGAUUCAUUUGCGGACCUACAACAAAGCACUGAAAAAGAUUUCAGUUUUGUAUCACAGACUGAAUCAAAGGUUUAUUCAAAAGACUCAAAACAUAGAAGCGAUUCUUUAGACGAGGCUUCUCAGUUCUCAGACUUGGAAGAUCAAGUUGGCACAAGUCCAGCUCGUAAAACACCGAUUGAAAAAGAUUUAGACCAAACACUAAUUAGAUCUACUACUACAACAACUGUAGUGGAUAGAAAUGAAGCAAGGGACCAGACAUUGGAAUUCAUUAAAUAUGAAAGUGAACACAGCUCGCAAGUCAUUGGAGCUGCCUUAGGUCAAAAAGAAACCGACAAGGUAUCGCCUAAAGAAUCUCCAGUUAUUAGCGCUAAAGCGCGACAAUUUAUUGAAACAGUACCAGAAGAUGAUUCUGUUCAAGAGUGCUUCUUCUCGAAGCGUAUUUAUUCAGAUUCUUUAGAGGAUUCUGAACAUACAGACUCACGGCGCCACUCAGAAGCGGAAUCGUUGAAAUCAGAUCAGUCUGAUGUUAAGGCUAAAGUGUCUUCGUCUGAUUUCGAUGAACGAGCAGAAUAUGAGGAAACUGCUGAUUCUGGCAGCGGCUUUGGCGAUGAGAAAUUCGAAGAAAGCGUCGGCUUUACAUCCAUGAGAAUUGACGCUAAAGUAGAACUUGAGAAACAAGACUCUGGGUCUGAUAAAGCUGAAGAGCCAGAAAUGGUUUUCAAGAAAAUGACUCCGAAACGUCAUUCGAGAACGGAAUCCAUAUCUAUUAGUAAACUGAGUGAUUUACAACUUGAUGUAGAUGCUUCAAAACCUAAACAAGAAUUCCAAAUGAUUGUAACCGAGGCUGAAGAAGUCGAUCGAUCGGACAAGGAUGAACUGUCUGACAAAAUCUCCUCUGAAAGUAGCAGGGAGAUUGAAAUGUCAGACCGAAAAUCAUCCGAAGGUAUUUCGGAUAAGAUCAGCUCUGAAGAUGCUGUUACGGAAAAGAAGACUUCUUCUGAAGAAGAAGCAGCUAAGGAAGGAGACCAGUUACUUGAACAAGGAAAAGAAGUCGUAACAGCUGUUAUUGAAACUGUGAAAGAUAUUGAGACUGUUGAAAUAAAGUCUCAUGCUGUAAAGGAUGAAGUUCAAGACAAAGUUGAUGCAGUUAAACGCCAAUCAGUCACGUCAGCUGGCUCAGGUUCAGUCAGUGAGCUACGUCUUGAAGAAAAAAGGCUAUCAGAUGCGCACAGCCUUACAGAAUCCAGGGAUUACACGUUCGAAGAGUCUGAAGAUGACAUUGGAACUCAAGGAACUCACGUAGAUAUGUCUAAAGACAAAGUCGAAGUUAGGAUUGAAAGCGAUUCUAAGACCAAGACUGUGUCAGGCAAAACAGACCAAUCAAAACUAGCAAAACUGACGCAUGGUGACUCAUUAGAUGAUGUUGAAGGAUUUCCUGAAGAUCAUGUCAUUGACUAUGUCCACAAACUACCACAUAUCGCUGAGAUUGGUUCAAUCCCCGAUAAAGACAUGACUAGUGACUUCUUAAGCAAAGAAAGAGAGGAACAACUAAAACGUGAAGCAGUGCAAGUUGUUACAACUACCGUAACUGAAACAGUUUUACCGGUGAAAGAGGUUAAAAUUAUUGAGACCAUCAAAACAGAUCAAGAUGAAACACCUAGAGAAGUUGUGUACACAACAAGGCAAACGGAAACUACAUACUCAGUUACCUCAAAGGAAGAGCCAACAGUAGUUACUGAAGUUAAAACUAUCAUCAAAGAUGGUACUUCCACAACUCAAGAAAUCACUGAAAUAAGGAAGCAAGUGGUUACUAGCGAAGGUGGUAAAUUCGAUGUUUCAAAAAUAAGAACUGAUACUCUUGGGAACUUUGACAUCGGAGAUUUAGAAGAAGUUAAAAAGUUUGUGCCUAAGGAUUUAGAUUUAAUUGAAACGACUGAGAUAACCAAAGAACAAGUAAAACCAGUUAUUGAUGACAUUUUACAAAAAGGGACAAUUGCUGCAGCGGCCAGGAGCCCAAUUUUGGACAAAGAUAUUAAGGUUAUUACUAAAGAAAUUGUAGAGACUGAAAAGAGGUCUUAUGAUGCUAAAGUUCCCGUCAAAGAGGAACGCAGACAUUCUUGUAUCAGUCCCGCUAUUUCGCUUGAAAGAAUAGCGGAAUCUGAAGUGGAGACGGAAGACGAACCCCCUAAACCAUCGACUAGCCUUGUUAUUGAGACUUCAAAAACAACUGAAACCAAAACCGAAAUGAAAAAGUCUGAUUCAGCUAUGAAACAAAUGGCUGACAACAUAGAAAUAAUAAUUAAACAAGCAUCUGAGGAUAUUGACCUUUCGUCAGAAGAGCAUCCCGCUGAAGAAGAAACGCAAGACAUUGCAGGUCGUGUCUCAGUUGAUUCUAUAAUUGAAGAAGCUGUGACCACUGUUGAAGGGUACUUAGAUGAAAAAGAUUCGAAAGAACAAGAAAUUGAAGCAAAGAAAGAAAUAGUCUUUGAAGAGACUAAGAAAUUCGUAAAGGAACGACCGGGACUUAUUAAAUCUCUAUCACGAGAUAGUGGUGAAAUAGUUAUCAUGCCAAAGAAGAAACAUCCUAGAACGUUUUCAGUCCAAAGUUCACCAGAAGAAGUAGAAGAACAGAUUUAUACUGAUUCAGAAUCAGAAAUGGACAAAGCCAAAGUAUUAGAAAUUAUAGAACCAAGUUCAGAUGUUGACGGUAAAGUUCCAGCAUCUAGUUUUGAUACUAGGAAAAUUCGUACUGAUUCCCUUGAUGACGCUGACGACUUCCCCGAAAAAGAGGCUGAAUUUUUCGGCGAUGAGGAUAAAUAUAGUGAAGAACGUGGCACAUUCCAACAACCUAAAUCUCAAGAGUCAGCACCAAGCUCAGACAUGGCAGCUUCUAGUACAAGCGCUCAGCAUGAUGGAGAAGAAGAAGACAAGUUCAGCGAAUCAUUUGUAAAGAAAACUCAAUUUGUUGACGGAAUAUUUCGAUCUGAUUUAGUAUCAAAAUCUACAACUGAAUCUUCAGUAACAACCGUCAUAUCAACAUUAACUAAGUCGUCAGAUGACGAUCAAAAGUCAGUUUUGGAAGAUGGCACUUCAGCCGAUUUUUCAAAGAUCAGCGGUGCUGACUUGGUCAAGGACCCAUCUAAAACUUCUAUUGAUGCGAAAGAAGACUCAAGAAUGGAGGAACAAAUUGAAGACCGGGGUACUCCGGACUUAUCCAAGAAAUCGAUCGAUUUAACUAAAGAUUAUUCAAAAUCAUCAAUUGAUAGUAAAGAUACUUCCAGAGAUUUUGCAACAAAUGAACUGUCUAAAGAUUCUACUGUAGAUUUAACUAAGGAUUAUUCUAAAGCUUCCGUAGAAAGUGUUAAAGAAACUUCUAGAUCCAUCGAUGAAAAGACAUUCUCCGAAGAUCAUUCAUCGCUGGAUGUAUCAAAAACCCUGGCAUCAGAUGCUUCUGAGGGUAUAACUGUAAGCAAGGAAUUUGUUGAAGAUGAGAGAUCAGUGUCAAGGAUUAUGAGGGUAUCGACUAGCUCGUCUCAAGAAACCUCGAUUCUAACAGAAAGCAAAUUGUACAGCGACCACGAUGAUAAGUCUUUAGAAAAAAUUAAGCCAUCUGAUAGAUCUGAGCAAGAUUUCAUUGGCGAAAUGGAAGAAAAAAUUGCGCAGCUGCAGUCAGAGUUUAGGAAGGAAGAAGAAAGUAUUAGAGAUCUUUCUGACAAAGCCCCUGAAGUAAAAGAGGUAAAAAAAGAAGUCACUGUGAAAGAAUUUAUUGGAGACGAUAAAUCUGAAAACAUUAUUGAGACAACACAAGUGGUAACACAUACAGUUGAACAUAUUGUACAGGGAGUAAAUGAAGUGGAACACAAAAUCGACGGAAAAUUAGAAGAAAAGUCGGAUGAUGCAGAUAUCGAAGCGGAAGCCGCAGAUGAGGUUCCUGACAUGAAAGAAUUAAAUAGAAGGUGCUCAAACUUGUUGGAAGAUAUUUCACAAGGAGCUCUGAUUAGGAUUGACUCGUCUCAUGUCACUCACGACCUUGCAUCGAAAUUCUCCAAGACCCCACCACCAUCUCCCGUCGAUUUAACUCUUAAGGAGAAAGCUAAAGCGGAGGAAGGUUCUGGCGAAAAGCACGGAUUACUGGCUGGGCUACAACCUAAAGGCUCAGAUUCUUCGUUCCUGGACGCUAGCCGUCAAUCACCAAGAGCUUCAUCAGCCGGGGACAGUCUCAUCAGCGAAACUGAAGCUCACCAAAGUGAAGUAUUAAUGGAAGCGUCUAAGGCACUCACUGCUGCCGCCAGACCCAAAUCUCCAACAAAGCAUGUCGCCGAUAACAUGACAUUUGUCAAUGUGGACCAGCCGACCAUCACUAGUGGUGCCAUUGAACUUGUAGACCGAACUAUAGAAAAAAGCAUUGAUGUCAUUGAUCAAAUUAAAAAAGAACAGCUUGCUGUGAAAAGGGAAGAGCUGCAAACCUCGACUUCCACUGACACAUUCUACAGUGAGUCUAGGGUGGAAACUUCUUCCUCAUCAGUACAUAAAACAUUUGAGGGUGGCGAGUUAAAGUUCCAAUCUAUUGAUCCUGAAGCUGUUAUGUCCAAUAUGGUAGCCAAAUUUGGCACCAAAGAUGAUUUUAGCACUAUUUUAACUCACAAAGAAACAGAAACAAGGAAAAUCUCUGGCCAAGAAUUCUUCUCUGAGACAAAGCAAGUGUCAUCAUCUGACGAUGACUCAUUGGUUAUUAAAACUGAAACAAAACAUGAACUUAGGGGACAAGAACAUGAAAUGAAAGAAAAAACUAUUGUGCGCAAGGAUGGAGACCAAACAGAAACUUCACAAAAAAAAUUAGAGCGAGCUCAUGAAGCUACUGCCAAACGAUCGGAUACUGAAACUAAAACUGUUAGAAGUACGGAUGAUGCAGAUAUAAUUAAGGUUGAAAGAGAGUUUUCUGAACAAGGUCUUUACACAGGACGACAAACUAAAUCCGAAGAAAAGAUGACUGCUAUCAAAGAUGAAACCAUUAAAAAAAAGCAUGAAGUUAAAAUAUCGGAACGAGAUAUGUCACAUGAGCAAUGGGGCAAGGAAUAUUUUACUGAGCCAGGAGAAUUAGAAGACAUUGUUGAAGAUAGUGACGGCACAGCCAGAGUGGCAUAUGUAGAUUCCGCUUUGAAAAUCAUUGAAAAAGACGAAGUCGUAUCAAGUGUUGAAGUUUCUGAAAAGGGGAAAGUAGUAAGCUCAACAAUUGAACAUCAUAAGGAAGAAUCUGUAAUCGAAAGUAAGGAACACGAUGAUUUAAGCUCUGAUGCUUCACAUGCACCAAGCUUUAAAAGUGAACCAACUGAACGAAGAGAUUCUUGCGAGGCCAGCCCAAAGAGUAAAUCUAAAUCGUUUAAAAAGGACGACGAAAUAUACGAAGUAAAUUUUAUAAAAGAAAUUAAAGUUACUACGUCCCCAGUCAAGAGCUGUUUUAGUCGCACUGGAAGUCAAGACACACAUUCUGAAUCUGAAAUUGCACCAGAAUUACCUCAUGAUGACAGAACUGGAGACACUCCGAAAAAAGAAAAACCUGCUAAAUCUCCGAUAAAACUACCUCAACAACAAAUUCAAGAUCAAGUCUGGGAAGUAUCUCUGCAAAAAGCAGACUCAUUUGAAAUAGCUGAUGAAAUACCAAAACCUAAAAUAACUACUAGUAUUGAGCCAUCUACUGCCACCAAAAGUUCAGAUGGUGAGUCCAUUUUAGAAAUUAGAACCUUAGUUGAAUCAAGAACUGAAGUGACUAAAACAUCCAAAACUGACAUGUCUCCGAUAACAUUUGAACUGUCUGAUAUUGAAACUAGUACCACAUCAAAAGAUAUAAUGAUAAAGUCCGGUGAAAGCCUAGACACGGAAUGUAUGAUUAAAUCAUUGGAGUCGCAUGAAGGAGAAGUUCUGCAAAAAUCCAUGGAUUCAACCAUGAGUGCUGAAACUUUACAUCCAUCCGAGUUCUCCACAGAAGCUGACUCAGCUUUUUUAACUGGAACUGACCAUAAGAAAGAAGAAGUGAAACUUGUAAAGGAAAAAAGCCUUGAAGACAUAUGUAGUAGUGGAUAUGACACUGAUCUCUCCUCUGCCGAGUUUCAUGCGACGAAACUCGAGUCAGAAAGGGUUGAUUACGAUUCACUAAUGUCUGCUCAACCACUCACCGACUUGUCAGUUUUGGAAAAAACUAUAGAUGAAGUCAAACAGUCUCUUGAAGCAGCACAAGGUGAAAUCAUCAGUGAAAAAAGCGAUGGUAGCAGUAAAUAUAAGCAAUCCCCAUCCGAAUUCCAAUUCAAACUACUGAUUAGUCCUGACAGACCGGAAGUUAUUACUGAAGAGCAACAUGAUGACCAUGACAAGACUAUUGUAUCUACAGAAAAAGAAGAUAAGAUGUUGGAUAGCCAACUGUCUGAAGGCACUUCACAAAAAAUCAGUUCUCAUGAUGAUACAACUACCUCGGACGAAGAAAAAGAUACCGUUCACGUGAAAGAAUCCAGUCCACCCUUAGAUACUGGUGACCUCUCAAUCAGAUCAGAUAGUGGUCCACACUCGAUUAUUGAAACUGAUAGCGAAAUUGUACUUUAUGAUCGAGACAAGUCAAUAAGCAGUCUUGAGGUUAAGCUGCGGGACCAAAAACAUAUUAAGUCCAAACUGGGUGUUAGCGACCGUCGAUCAGCUUCUGAAGUAGAAGGCUGGUCCAGUUCUGGAGAGAGCCAUUAUCAUAGCUUCGAACAUUCUGAGAGCAGACCAUUGUCUUCGGAUGUUGACGUUAUGAUGACUGCUCAAAGUGGUACUGAGUUUGAAACUGCUUUAACGAGCCAUGACAUUUCAUCUCAAUCAUUGAGAACUUCUAAGGACUAUUUCACUGCUGGCAGUUCACUUGCCUCUCGUGACAGUAUGAAGAGUUUAGAUUCCGAUGGGUCGAGCCAUGUUGCCAGUAUUGACAUUUCUGAUGCUUCAGAAACGCUAGUACCAUCAGCAAAUGAAUUAAAAGAAGAAUUGAUGGAAAGUAGCACAUAUGUUGAACAGUUCUUACAUGAAGCAGAAAAGAAACAGGAAAAAGUUAAAGAUGUAAGUGAUGAGGAAGUAUCUGGUGAUGAGGAUGAGAGUAAAAUUGAUGUAAUAGAACCUGUAGGAAAAAUGAAAAGGUCUCAUGAGAUGCGAUUUUUGCCCAAAGAUAUGAUACCAGAAAACUUUCCGAUAGAAAGUGCUUCAGAGACCGCAGACGUUGACGAAGAUUCCACUAAAGAUAAAGAAGGUUCAGAUACAACUAUUUCCAGCCAGCUUAAAACUGACGAGAUUCUAUCAUCUUCAAUCUCUAAAUUAGACAUGCCAUCUUCCCAGUCAGAACCAGAACAUGAAGAAGUCAAAGAAGAAAUUAUUAAAACAAAAUCUCAUACCGUAGAAGCAAUACCGUUUUCCGUAACAAAAAUUGAAAAACAGCAAAGAGAGUUUGUUGAUGUUGAAAGUGAUAUUAUUCCUGUAGGAUCAGCCGAAUACGAUGAUAUAGUUAAGCACGGAAGUAUUACACCUGAACCUAGAAAACCAUCUAAAGAAGAAAUAAUAAUUACAAAAAAGACAAUUCAUGAAGCAGAAAGUGCACCCGGCGAAGUAUGUGAAGUGGUGGAGGAAUGCCACAAAAAGAUUAUUAAAGAAGUAAGCGUUGUUCCCUUCCCUAAAACAGAAGUACCACCAAGUCAACGAGAAUUUGUUGAUAUUGAAGACGAAAUCAUUCCCGUGGGAACAAUACAGUAUGAAGAAAUUUUAAAAUCUAAAAGCGAUUCAUCUGUCCCAAAAACUAAGGUUGAAAAGUCUGUAGUAAAGACACCGGAUUCACAACUAGACAGUAAACAAACUUCCACAUCUAGUCUUCAAACACAUGACCAUAUUUCUACUCCCCAUACGCCUUUAUCUGCACCAAGCCAAAGUUCUCUUUCUACCGACAAUGGACGAGAAUACGUUUUAGAUGAUAUGUAUGACAUAUCAGAAACUCCAGAACUGCGGUCAGAUCUUGCUGAAACAAGUAGGUCAGAACUUCUUAUUACGACCGAGGAAAAAACGAUGCACACCUAUGAAAAAGAACAAGAGUCACCUACUAGCGAUGAAUUUGAAAUGGUAGAUAAACCAAGCGAAAUGGAUGACUUUGUAGUAAUUGAAGAAGUAGCCAAAGAGGCACAAGAAACAGAUCCUGAAGGAAAAAGUGUUCAAAUCAAAAUGCAAAAGUUUGAAAAACGACACGAUACCGAAAUAGAAGAAUAUUUAUCAAAAACUUCCAAAAAACAAGAAAGUACCAGCAGCGCAUCGGGUUCUUUGUCCGAUGAUGAACUGCUGCAAUAUGAACUUGAACAAAAGAAACUGGCUGCUCAAGAAUUAGCAGAAAUCGAAGCAGGUAGAAGAUGGAUACAAAUGCAGUUUGAAGGUGAUCCCCGGUAUGACUACGAAAGAGUACCAUUAGAAGACAUUAAGGAAGAAGAAAUGACUGAUUUUGAUGCAAGCAGGAUUGGUAGUUUAACGUCUCAAAAAGAAUCGAUUGGCAGCUACGGUAGUUUUAGGAACUCUUAUGGAAGCCUUUCUGAGUCCGAAAUGGCAUCAAGGAUUAGAUUUAGAGUGAAAGGUGAUAAUGACGAUAUCUCCAUCAGCUCAUUACAAGAGUUCGAAAAUCUUGAAAGGGCUUUAAUGGAACAGUACCAACAACACUCUUCAUCGUCACAGGAUUCACUUAACGGGUCUUUACCAAGGCGUUACAUAUUAAGUAAGAGUCAAGGUGACGACAUAUCGGUGUCUAGCUUGAAGGAAUUCGAAGGGCUAGAAUCUGCUUGUCUGGAAGCUUUAAAAGCUGAAAUUCUAGCCAAGCAAAAAGAAGCUCUGCUUAUGGCAGAUCCGAAAGAAGUAAGUGGUUAUUUCUUGGAAAAAGAAAAACGGUCCUACAGUGGCAGUUCAGAAAGCAGUCCUCCUCAGAAAGGAGGCAGUCCCAGUCAAAAAGGAGGUAGUCCUUCCCAGAAAGUAGGCAGCUACGGCAGUCCAUCACAAAAGAUUUUAACAGAAUCCGCAAGUAUUAGAAAGUUGAUUGAUCAACAAAUGGCAAUUGAACAGAAGCUUCAGCAACAAGUAACACCCAAAGUUAUCACUGUAAAGAAGUUUGAUGAUAGAGGUGCAUUCUUUGUGCCUGAACCUGAGCCUGGAACUUCAGAAUCAGAACCUGAACCACAAGCUGAAGUAACAGAGGAAUGCAAAAAGUCCUCGUCAUUUGUGUGCGCAGCCGCUCCUAGUGACGGAUCAGCUGAAUCAAUACCAGGAGACUGCGAAGAAAUGAUGAAAAUUUUAGAUCAAGAAGAAAAAUCAAAGCAAAGUCAAAGUCAAGCAGUAACUAGAACAUUUACUGAUGGAGGCGUAAUAGAAGUUGUAAGAACGACUACAGUUAUCCAACAACGGUUUGUCGAUGGAAAGAAAGUUUCUGAAACUGUGAGCAGUACUGACGGAGAUGGGGCAGUUGAUAUACCCUCAAGACCGAGACAAUUAGAGGAAAGUGCUAUGUCUUACGGUUCCGAAAUGUCCUCAUCUAUAACAUCACAGCCUUCAGAGAUGGAUAGUUUGAUGACUGUGCUAGAUAGGCGUGGAGGGGAAGUGGUGACGGUGACGCGGCAGACAAUAACAAUGACUGAUAAACCUGAGGAGUUGGAACUAUCUCGGGAAGGGAGCAUGGUCCGUGAGCUGUCGCCCUCCUCGGGGAGAUCGAUAGCUCAUAGUGUAAUCUCGUUUUCCGGUAAACAAUUUACAGAUCCCGCGAGUGGCUCUUGGAGUGGCCAGGACGAGGAUAUGAGCUCGUCUGGAAGCUUUAGUCGGGCUCGCGCGGACUUAAUGCUAGGCAGCACGGAUAGCUUGGAAGCUACCAGUUCUAACGCUACCCGAGCGACCUACAACUAUGAGGUCGACACCCCUAUGACGGGAAGCCUCACUUCUGGAGCGGUGCCCCCUCCAGGAUCGAACACCAUGGUCUCAUCAUUGGACACACUGGACCCUAUCACCGCAGUGCAAAUGGAAAGUUUAGAACAUCAGUCCACUAGUGAACAUUAUUCCCAUGAUUACGAAGUACAAGAACCGGAUUCUGAUACUGAACGAUUGGAACUGGAUAGCCGAACACCUCGAGCAAAAGAACGCACUAUAAUGUUUGACAGCACUGAUAUGAGUGCUGUCAGUGGUGAUGGAUCUGUGAAGGAAGCUGCCGUGGAGACACCAGCACCAACCUUCUACAUUGGGGACACUCCCAUUACAAGAGGAGAACGACGUGAAGACGACGAUGGUCAACCAGCAUUGUCUGGAAGUGCGCCCGCGUCACUCCCACCUGCCACACAACCCUCGCCGCCUAUACCUGCUCAAAGAAGGUCAUUAUCGAUGCUUGCGAAAUCGCCUCCAUCCAGCCUCGACGAAACCAAGAAGUAAAACAAUUUCUAACUAGGCUAGCACAACAAAAUGUGCUUAGAAUCACGCAUGACUCACAAUUU